Molecule: messenger RNA, 2420 nt
Organism: Lactuca saligna
Lineage: Eukaryota; Viridiplantae; Streptophyta; Magnoliopsida; Asterales; Asteraceae
Source: the annotation of a GenBank genome assembly
CUAUUAUGUGCCUUCCAAAUCCACCAAAACACUCUCCAACCUAAGCCCCCUUUAUCGGGCUUCAAAUUCCCAAAUCCAGAAUAUAUAUAAAAAAAACCAGUAGCAAGAAGCUUUGGAAGAUAGUACAGGGAAGGGAGAUAACAAACAUAUAUACGUACAAUGGAAACAAAAACAGAGAAUUAAAGGAUCAAAAUGGGCAGCAACUCCAUUCUGUCCAGCUUUUGCCGAUAUUACCCAUGUAUUUCAACCAUUCAAAACCUUGUAAAAUUAUAGCAUCCGCCAUUUUCGUAGGAGAAACAUGUUUCUUGUUGAAAAUUCUCUAAUUACGCGCAAGCCAUAUGUUCCAAAUUGGCUGAGUAUAGAAUAAGAUUCAGUGUAUCCCUUUUGUGGGGGCAGUUACCCCAAGAUUGUGCAAACUCCAUCCUCUCCCUGAUGUUGUCUCCUCUUAAGUCAGGUACAUCACACCACUUAGCGAUCCAAUACCAAACAGUUUUUGCAAAGUUGCACUCGAAAAAGAGAUGGUUCACGGUUUCCACAACCCAUCCACAUAGGUGACAAUUAGGAUGAAUUACUGAAAUGCCCCUAUGAGAAAGAGCAUCUGAGGUAGGGAUCCUUCCUAUAAAAAAAAAAGAAGAGAUUCACCGUAAAUAAGUAUAUGUCCAAAAUCCGAGUGAAUUCAGAUUCACCGUAUUUAGUAUUUACAUUUGAUACCUUCAAUAAAGGUCGUACUUCCUUACUAUAUAUAUUUACUAAUCCCGGAGUUGAUGCCACGGCGGCGACACUGAGAAGAAUCCGAGCAAAGAAGCAGUGUUGAAAUUGUAUGCUUUUAGGUUUAAUCGGACUCGGCUAUUGGCAAUCAGUUAAUCACUUUUAUCAGUUGAGAGAAUGUCGUCGCAUCUUCUCUAUCUUCAGCUGCCGUCUCUGCGUCCGACUUUACAGCGGCGGUGGCAGUUAUCUUCCGGCCGAAACCAAAACAUACUGACUUGUCAUUCGACGAAUAAUUUUGAUUUGAGACCUCGUCAUUCGCUAUCACGAAAUCAUAGUUCUGAUGCCUGCAAAGAUAAAGUCAUAUUAUCUUCGCCACUUGUGCUUGAUCCGAAUAAUGGCAAUUCAAGUCGUCGAUGUGUAAAGGUCAGAGCAAACUUGAAUUUCCCGCUAAUCUCGCCCUCAGAUCAAUGGGGAAACUGGACUGCUCUCUUUUCCAUCGGCGCUAUUGGUAGCUGGUCAGAGAAUACAAAGAUUGGGAACAUGUUAAGCGGGGCAUUGGUGAGCACAUUGAUUGGACUUGCUGCUAGUAAUUUAGGGGUUAUUUCAUGUGAAGCGAAGGCUUAUCCAAUUGUCCUUGAGUAUCUGUUGCCAUUAGCUGUCCCCCUAUUGUUGUUUAGAGCAGAUCUUUUUCGAGUUGUUAGGUCAACAGGGAAGCUCCUUUUGGCUUUCUUGAUUGGAUCAGUGGCAACAACAAUUGGAACAAUUGUGGCUUAUUGGAUGGUUCCAAUGCGACCACUUGGCCAAGAAGGGUGGAAAAUUGCUGCUGCUUUAAUGGGUAGACAUAUUGGUGGAGCUGUCAAUUAUGUUGCCAUUGCUGAAGCUCUAGAGAUUUCUCCUUCAGUUUUAGCUGCUGGACUAGCUGCAGAUAAUGUUAUUUGUGCAGUAUAUUUUACCACAUUGUUUGCGCUAGCUGCUAAAAUCCCUCCCGAGAGUUCAACAUCAACCACGGAUGUUGAAGAAGAUGUGAAAUCAGAAUCCAAGAGCAAACUUCCAUUGCUGCAGUCUGCUACAGCCCUUGCUGUAUCCUUUGGCAUCUGCAAAAUCGGAAGUUUUAUAACAAAAUAUUUUGGGAUUCCAGGAGGAAGCCUUCCAGCCAUUACUGCUGUGGUUGUUGUUUUGGCAACAACAUUCCCAAAGCAGUUUACUCACCUUGCACCUGCUGGCGAGGUUAUGGCCAUAAUCCUAAUGCAGAUAUUUUUCACAGUGAUUGGGGCAAGUGGGAACAUAUGGAAUGUGGUGACAACAGCACCUAGUAUAUUUUUGUUUGCUCUUGUCCAGCUGGCAGUUCAUCUGGCAGUUAUUCUAGGUUUGGGAAAGGUGUUUGGUUUGGAGCUCAAGUUAUUGCUGUUGGCAUCAAAUGCGAAUGUAGGAGGCCCCACAACGGCUUGUGGAAUGGCCACAGCUAAAGAGUGGACUUCCUUGAUUGUUCCAGCGGUUCUUGCCGGUAUUUUUGGCAUUGCCAUUGCUACUUUUCUGGGUGUUGCUUUUGGAACUUAUGUGCUUCAAUACAUGUAAUCUAAUUAUGUAAACAGCUUUCGUUUUCGUUUUCGUUUGUAACAUCAUCAUACAAAUAAUGUUUAGUGCCAUGUAUUUUUUUUUUGUUUACUGAAAUGGAGAUGUUUAUUUCAGAGUUCUAUUUGUUAAUAGUAGAA